CGUGGGUAACGAGGGGAGCUGUCAUCCUUAUCCCUUUUAAAACUUAGUUUAACUAGCGGUGAGUCGCUGUCUUUCACUGUUAGCGUGGGCAAUUAUCUAAAAGACGUAGGCGUAAGUAAUUUAUUGUUUAUACACAUGUUUAAGAAGACGGUGUUUUAAACUGCAGUAACUCCUGUCAUGGCGGGCGCUAAGGCGAGCGCGCUAAUGACUGUCCCAGAGAGUGAGCUGAUGGGCGACGUAUUCUCGCGCGUGCAUGGAGGGAUAUCGCUCCCGGUGUACGCCAAUAUUGCCAAGUUUCGACGGGGAAACGACGGACUAUACGUAGAUACAGAGGACUGGGAUGAAGUUCUGAGGAGAAGGCAGAUGGUCAACGCUAAAGAACGCCUACGAAUCAGGAACUUGAACAGCAUGUUUUCCCGCCUGAAACGCAUGGUGCCGCUGGUGCGCCGGGACCGGAAGCCCAGUAAGGUCGACACGCUCCGAGCCGCCACGGAAUACAUCCGCCUGCUGCUGGCCGUGCUGCACGACACCUCGACUGGCAGCAUGCUGGAGGCUGUGCCGGAGAUACCAGAGGGCAUGGCGCUGGCGGUUCCCGUGGUUUCGGCAGGCAUUGGAGGGGAUGAGGGCGGAGACAUGGGAGGGCUGGUGCUGCACCACUGUGUCCUGCCCACGUACCAGUACAUCAUACAGCUCACCCCCGAACAGGCCAUGAUGUUCCAGCCCAGCUGAGCAUGCCGGACGUCAUGGCCAAUCACAGUGCUCCAAGGUGGGUCUCCACCCGGGCCGAACCAGAAUCACACAUUCAGCCUGCAGAGCUACGCAGAGCAAAGCAAGCUUACUGCAAGCAGGGGUCGAUUCCGUUACAGCAUUUAACGCUGUACCCUCAAAUCCGUAUGCUGGGCUCUACAGUGAUCCCGAGAAUGUGUGGGGCAAUUGGGAAUAAAUGUUAGCAUGGAGCACUGAUAUGCCAUCCAGUUUAAUUUUGUUAGUGUCUAUUGUUAUUAUUAGACACUGAGCACUAUAUCCUCAAACUCACUCUUGCACCUGGUGUAUAUCUACUAUGACCUACUACUACUAAAAUUAUGCCAAUACAAGUUUGCUAGUUGUUCUGGAAACGUGUUUAAAUGGCUUUAAUUCCAUUUUUCGGUUCAGAAAAAUGAUCUGAAUUACAACUCACAAGUUUUUUUUUUUUUUUUUUAAAAAGAUCCUUAAUGUUGUUUGACAGUUUUUCAGUUUAACUAAUUUAACUUUAAAACGAUUUCCUGGAGGAAUGUUUGAAAUAAAAACCUUUUCUUUCAACAAAUGGGAUUGUUUGUAGUGAAUACUCAUCAUUAAGAAUCCUAUUUUUCUCCCUCAUUCAGGGGCUGUGGUGCUACCAAAGGGAAAAUGUAUAUUUGUUUAAUUUGGUUUAUUGCAAAAAAAAAAUGUGGAAUAAAAAUGUGCAGUUA
This is a messenger RNA of Anguilla rostrata (American eel), 1448 nucleotides long. RefSeq names its product folliculogenesis specific bHLH transcription factor (gene figla). NCBI's taxonomy places the organism in Eukaryota, Metazoa, Chordata, Actinopteri, Anguilliformes, Anguillidae. The transcript is spliced from 4 exons. Bases 178 to 729 code for a protein of 183 amino acids. Gene Ontology annotation, biological process: developmental process; regulation of transcription by RNA polymerase II. The record is from RefSeq and is a predicted model, not a curated record. Gene Ontology annotation, molecular function: DNA-binding transcription factor activity, RNA polymerase II-specific; RNA polymerase II transcription regulatory region sequence-specific DNA binding; protein dimerization activity.